Pochonia chlamydosporia 170 is the source of this 1194-nucleotide messenger RNA. RefSeq names its product stomatin family protein. The transcript is spliced from 2 exons. Gene Ontology annotation, cellular component: membrane. NCBI's taxonomy places the organism in Eukaryota, Fungi, Ascomycota, Sordariomycetes, Hypocreales, Clavicipitaceae. Bases 1 to 1194 code for a protein of 397 amino acids. The record is from RefSeq and is a predicted model, not a curated record.
AUGGUGGCCGCCUCUCUUACUCGAGCUGCUCUCCGGAGCCCGUUGCUUUCACAGCAGGCUCGUCUUUUUACCUCGUCCGCCCGAACUCUCCUCCCGGCCAGCUUCGCCGGACCACUGCCAUCAUAUUUCCAGAAGCCUCGACUCCCUGCCAAUACGGUUGUUCGAUUCGUUCCUCAGCAGACAGCAUGGAUUGUUGAGCGCAUGGGCAAGUUCAAUCGCAUCCUCGAACCAGGUCUGGCAGUCUUAAUACCCUUCAUUGAUCGCAUUGCCUAUGUCAAGAGCCUCAAGGAAUCUGCCAUUGAGAUACCUAGCCAGAGUGCCAUUACUGCCGACAAUGUCACACUCGAACUUGACGGCGUCCUCUACACUCGAGUCUUUGAUGCUUACAAAGCCAGCUAUGGCGUUGAAGACGCAGAAUAUGCCAUCUCCCAGCUUGCCCAGACUACCAUGCGUUCCGAGAUCGGUCAGCUUACUUUGGACCAUGUUCUAAAGGAGCGCGCAGCACUCAACACCAACAUCACUGCUGCUAUAAAUGACGCCGCCGAGGCAUGGGGCGUUACAUGCUUAAGAUAUGAAAUUCGAGAUAUUCAUGCUCCCGCCGCCGUUGUCGAAGCAAUGCACCGACAGGUCACAGCCGAGCGAUCCAAGCGAGCAGAAAUUCUCGACUCCGAGGGUCAGCGCCAAAGUGCCAUCAACAUCGCGGAGGGUAAGAAGCAGAGUGUAAUUCUCGCUUCCGAGGCUAUGCGUGCCGAGCGCAUCAAUGAAGCCGAUGGUGAGGCAGAGGCAAUUCUUCUCAAGGCUCGAGCCACAGCUGAAGGUAUCGACGCGGUUUCCAAGGCCAUUCUCGAUGGCCGAGAAGGUGCCAAGGGUGCCAUCAGCUUGACUGUUGCUGAGAAGUAUGUUGAGGCAUUUGGCAACUUGGCCAAAGAGGGUACUGCUGUUGUAGUUCCCGGAAAUGUUGGCGAUAUCGGUGGCAUGAUUGCCACUGGGUUAAGCGUGUACGGCAAAGUAGGCGAGGCUCAAGCCAAGACCAUGGCUAAGAAUGUUGUCGACACCUCUACUUCAGCAGAAGGCAGCUAUUCGAAGAAGGAAAUCGAGCAACCGAAGUCAGAAGAGGAGGCGUCAGCCAGAAGGAGAGAACAAAUGAGGGAAACGAUGCUUGACGGUUUCGACCAAACAGCCGCCAAGAAAUGA